Gadus morhua (Atlantic cod) is the source of this 2662-nucleotide messenger RNA. RefSeq names its product protein asteroid homolog 1. NCBI's taxonomy places the organism in Eukaryota, Metazoa, Chordata, Actinopteri, Gadiformes, Gadidae. The transcript is spliced from 6 exons. The coding region runs from base 99 to 2003 and encodes 634 amino acids. The record is from RefSeq and is a predicted model, not a curated record.
GCAGUGUGCGGUGCUGGUGUAUAAAGGAGCUGGGAUCCUCUCUGGUUGAGUCCAGUCACCACAGAUAGCUGAAGAGAGAACUUCACCAAUCAGUCACCAUGGGGGUACAGGGCUUGUGGUCGCUGCUGGAGGAAUACAACCAGAUCUACCAGGACAUCCACUUCUGGGACAGCAAGCUAGUGGUGGACGGCACUAACCUGGCCCACCUCCUCUACAACAGGGCCAACCUGGACCAGAACCACGGCGGGGAGUACCUGGCCUUCCAGGCGGAGGUCAAGGCAUUUUUCAAGACUCUGGACGACUGUCAAAUUAAAGCAUAUGUUGUGAUUGACGGAGGCUCGGGCACCAGCGACAUCAAACUAAACCACAGGAUGGACCGUCAAAGAAAACGUGUCAAGAAGAUCCCUGACGCUCUGAAGGGUGGGAAAAAGGGCUUUUAUGCCCUCUUUACCACAACAGUGUUCGAAGAGACGCUGAACGACAUGAAGGUGCCGCUGGUCAGGUGCUUCAGAGAGGCCGACGGCCAGCUGGCUGCCCUGGCCAAAAAGUGGUCCUGCCCGGUGCUGUCCAGAGACAGCGACUUCUACAUCUACGACCUUCCAGAGGGGUUUCUACCCCUGGAUCACUUCCAGAUGGACUCAGUUAAAGCAAGUGGGGCCAGGAGUUGCAUCUCCUGCAAGCGAUACACCACGUCCAGGUUCUGUACCCUUUUCAACAUCGGCCACCAGCUGCUGCCCGUCUUCGCCACUUUGGCAGGGAACGACUAUGACAUCCUCAGAAAUGUUAAGUGGGACAGGUAUGUUCCAGAGGGAAGUCCUAAAAUGAAGUCCAAGUCCCCCCGCCUGGUGGGCCUCCUGAGUUGGCUGGGAGCCAGGACAGACCGGACAACAGAAGACACCUUGACAGCAGCGAUGGCACUCAUACCCAACAUUAGCCAACAGGCGCGGACGGAAAUGCGGACGGAGGUGCAGAACGCCAUGCUAGAGUACCGACUCCCCAGCUCCUCUCUGCGGAGGUUUUUCAGUGAGGGAACUGUUCCGCCGCUGCCUCCUGAGAUCUGGAGCUGGGUCCCUGAGUGGGUCCGUGUGUCCCUGGCCAGAGGAGACCUGGGGGCCAAAAUACUGGACUAUGACAUACUUGUGCACAGGAGGAAGUUUCUGCGAAUCCAGGUGGAGUGCAGCGUCCUGCAGAGCUCUAACCUCACCUCACGGCCCAUCCGGCAGGUGAUGUACGGGCUGCUGCUGGGCCAGGGGGAGGGUGAGGUGGAGGAGUGGGACCGGGACGGUCUGGAGCUCGUCAGUGUCAAGGUGCAACCGCUGGUCCAAGGAGCCGCUCAGACGCUGAGGCUGGACUCUCUGCCCCAGGCAGACCCCGCUGUGAGGCUGCAGGUGUGUCUGGAGACACUGGGCGUGGAGGAAGAGACGCUGGAGGGAGUUCCGGCUCACCUGCGCCUCCCAGUGGCUGUGACCCGCUACUGGCUGAGGAGGGCCAGCCCUGAGCCGACGGUCCUCAAAGCUCUGCUGAUGGUCAUGGUCCAAGGAGAACUGAACCGACGGACAGGAGGGGCAACAGGCUGGCAGGGGGUCACCAGCCACAACCCUCACCCUCUGGAUGGUGUCGUGGCUCAAAGCUUCAACCAAUGGCAGGCCUGCCUGAAGGACACCUCCCAGCUCAACCUGCUGCUCUGCAAGCCCCUCCCUGAACCCCACUACGCCUGGUUGUACCAGGGCAGGCUGGUGCACCGGCGGCAGAAGCAGCUUCUGAACAGGGAGCCAGAGGAGAUACUUCAUGACCCCCGGUUCAGGAGACUGUACAGGAGGCUCCUGGGAGCAGUGACCCAGCCAGACCCCGGGGCCAACAGGAGAGCUGGGGGGCCUGAGGCCCAGCUGAGGGCCAGCACGGAGCACCUUCACCUCAACACCCAGGAUGAGGAGGAGGAGGAGAAGGAGCUGGGCGGGGCUGAAGGCCUGGAUCAGGGAUCAGUCUCCACCACGGUUUCCUGAGCUGCAUGAGGAGGCUCCAAUCGCUCAGAGAAAGGAGUACAGAUGUACUCCUCCCCACCGACGCAGGGAGGAGAACCAAAGGGUCGGCUCAAACCGGCAGGAGCCAUCUGACUAAUCAAAGAUUACAAUGACAAAAAACAUGAUUCCACAGGUCCGUCCACCUGGUGGUUGCCGUGGUGAAGGGCGUGGUGUUGGCGGUUCUCCUUCUCCUCCUGGCUGGGGCUGGCUUCGCUAAAUGGUGCACAAACAAAACCAAUCAAAUGUAAAAAAGCUGUUGGUCGAUACGAGACAUUGAAGUUGAUUUGAAGAAAACAUAUUUGUACGCAUAAAGAUUAAAGUAGAAAUGUUCAUGUUAAUAAAUGUGGUAAGGUGAUUGUAUUUUAGAAUAAUUAUUUUGUCAUAUUGGAGUAAAUUCCAUUGCCGUCCCUGUGGGCUGUGGCUGACGGCUGGUCUCAGCAGCCUCACCUGGCCUGAGUCAGACUGAGAGACUCUGGGGCUGGUGGGGCUGCACACCUGUUGUGCGUUGGCUAGUCAAUGCUCACAGGUUAAACCAGCCGUCACCACACACACUCAGGAGAUCACCUAGAUGGCAGCACUGAUCACCAUCUUCAUGUGUCAGGGACUUCAACAUCCGCAAUAAACCGGUUUGAACUUCAUCA